UAUUUCGUUAUAUCGUUGCAUCCUUCCUUAUUGUGGGUCUGGUCAUCUUGGUCUGUGGUCUGUCAGUGGAUAAAGUAGAGGUGUUUUUUUUAAGUUUUAGUAAAUCGUUGAUUAAAGAUUAUUCAGAACUAAAAUGUUUAAUUUGUCUAUUAUAAAACAAUUCUCAAGAUUAUCAGUAACAUGUACAGCUUCAAUAAAGCAAAUUUACUCAAGAAAUAUAUUUACAAGUAGUGCGCUGCAGUUCAAAAUUACAGAACCUUUAUGUGCUGAACCUAUGAAAAAAAAGAAGAAAAUAGAUCCUGCUAUAAUCAAAGCACGAGAAGAACGUCGCCGUAAGAAAAUUGAAAAACAAAUUAGAAGAUUGCAAAAAAAUGCAAGACAACUUAAACCGAUCGAAGAAAUGGAAGUACCUUUGCAUCUUUUCGAUGAGAUGAGUAAACGAAAGAGGGCACCUGUAAAACUUUCUCCUGAGGUGGUGGAGGCUCGUGCACUACUUCAGAAAGAUUGGGCCAAGUAUAAGCAACAGGAGUACAUGAGCCAUGUGGCUCAGAUAGAUCGUAUAAUGGCAGCUCAGAGGAGAGCACUUGAUAAGCUUUAUGAAGAAUCUGAGGAACUCUAUGAUGAAGCUAUUAUGCCAGAUUUGUCACUGAUACCCUACACAAUAGAUGGACCAGUUGUGACUCCACCCAUCAAGGACUACUUAUCACCAGACGGCGAAUAUAUAGAUGUGACCAAGAAGUGGGAUAAUUAGUCAUAAAUGCAUUAUAGUUAGUGUACAGUAGCAAAUAUUAAUAAAUUUUUAAUUUUAUUCUUAAACACUUUUUAAACUUUCCUGAAAGACCUUGCAAUGAAUUUUAGGGAACAGAUGAUGCUGCUUUUAUAC
This is a messenger RNA of Diatraea saccharalis (sugarcane borer), 883 nucleotides long. Lineage: Eukaryota; Metazoa; Arthropoda; Insecta; Lepidoptera; Crambidae. The record is from the annotation of a GenBank genome assembly.